This is a messenger RNA of Trypanosoma rangeli, 561 nucleotides long. RefSeq names its product ammecr1. The record is from RefSeq and is a predicted model, not a curated record. NCBI's taxonomy places the organism in Eukaryota, Euglenozoa, Kinetoplastea, Trypanosomatida, Trypanosomatidae. The coding region runs from base 1 to 561 and encodes 186 amino acids. The transcript has a single exon.
AUGGUUGAGGCUACCCCAGAGAUGGCAAAGUAUUGCUUUGCUGUGAUAUCUAGUCAGUUAAAGAGAGAGGCAAUUCCAACAGUGCCCCAGAGUAUCCCUAACGAGCCGUGUCCUGUGUUUGUCAGCCUUAAGACAAUAGAUGGGGCACUUCGAGGAUGUAUUGGGACCUUUACUGCCGACCCGCUACAUGAACAGCUAAAAAAUUACGCCAUAGCUGCGGCCUGCGAGGACAGUCGUUUCAAUCCGGUUGAACUAAGCGAACUUCCUUCACUGAGCUGUACGGUUUACGUCCUGCACUCCUUUGAGAAGGCAGCCGACUGGAAGGACUGGGUGAUAGGCGUUCAUGGAAUACGGAUUACGUAUAAGAGUUACUCUGCCACGUUCCUUCCGUCUGUUAUGUCUGAGGAAGGGUGGAAUCAUGAGCAAACCUUACGUCACUUACUAAGGAAGGCGGGGUAUGGGGGCGACGUGACAGAAUCCGUCCUCGAUAAGGUUUACGUGACUCGAUACCAGGAAAGCAAGGCCAGCAUCGACUUUUUAUCUAUUGUGCCAGGGAAUUAG